Molecule: messenger RNA, 2307 nt
Organism: Exophiala aquamarina CBS 119918
Lineage: Eukaryota; Fungi; Ascomycota; Eurotiomycetes; Chaetothyriales; Herpotrichiellaceae
Exons: 3
Coding region: 1-2307 (768 amino acids)
Biological process (GO): actin cytoskeleton organization
Molecular function (GO): actin binding
Source: RefSeq, a predicted model, not a curated record
AUGGCUGCUUUGGUCCAAACACUACCUGUACAAACAACCACUGUCACCAUGAUCGGCCGUCCAACUUCGUCAGGGGGCUAUUCCCCUCAGGCCUCGCAGCCACAGUCGAGAAAUUUCCAAGCCAACCGAUAUAAUAAUGUUUCAAGCACUGGGUAUCGAGGGCUACCGGCCACCGGGCCAGUGGCACCCUAUGCGUUUACUUCAACUCCUCAACUGGCUGCGAAGUACCGCACCACCCCUGGCAGCGCGGGAAGAUCGACUUCGGCUCCCAAAGUCCCUCAGGCUUCUCAAUCCUCUUCCCAACCAACUUCGCCAACCGCCCUUCCCCAGAUCGAUGUUGGGAGCCGAUUGUCAAUAGGCCUUCCUGUCAUAUCAACCACUGGUUCGUUCAUGGGCCCAACUCCAUCUCCUGUGACAGUAGCGAAGCCGUCUCCAGAUCGAUAUCGUAGGAACGGCGGCAAACGAGUUGAGGGAGAGAGUGGUCCAAAUCGUGUUGCUGUCGGCUCUGCCUUCCCCUCUGGCUCAGGCAUGGCUGCUGUGGGCUCGUUGUACAGUCACCCGUCUCAAUCUAGCAGUACCCCAUCAUUGAGUUCUCAGACUUCAUAUCGAGGUUCUGCGUACGGCCCCUCCGGGAGCAAAAACUCAAGUGCGGACGAUUUGCAUGUGGGAAGAAUCCAAUCACCAGAUCUGGCAGCAAGAUACCGACGGCGCAGCCUGGGUAAUAUUGAGACUGCUGGCUUGAUUCACUCGACCGAUUCUCAAGACACAUCUUCUCCCCACCCCAAUGCCUUUCUGCCCCAUCAGCAGGCACAGCAAACGCAGCCCACCUAUGCCCAGGCUCAACGGCCGACUCAUUCACACACAGCAAGCUCAGAUAGCAGGACCUCAUCAAGGUCAGGACGUUCUUCACGACCGGGAUCAGCUCGAGCGGACCAACCAAUUGUUAGCCCCCUACCUUCCAAUGUAGGCUCGGCAACUGGUUUAAGGCAGGAAACCCGACUUGCCGCCCAUUCCCACACACGAGAUUCCAGCAUUCGACAACCCUCCCCAUUGUCUCGCCCGGUUGACCUCAAUUCAGAACACAUGGAUAGAAAUCAACAAACACCUGCACCUGCAGUAUCCUCCUCUGGUCAUCUUCAGCCGCCUCCCUCGAGCUCUGCUGCAGAGCAGCUUGCCGCCUUGAGUCAAAAAGAUGCCAAGAAAUCCAAAUCGAAACUGCGCAGAGCAUUUUCUUUUGGGAGUGCCGCGGAACUACGAAAAGCCACUGCACAAAACAACCAUGAAAAGAGUUUAGCAAGCAAAACGCCAAUAUCGGCAAAGAGAAGUUCCAAAUAUGAGGAUGAGUUGGAACCAGAACAAGCCCGAAUCGCUGAAAAGCAAGAGGCUGCUGGCUUGGGUGAGAGCAUAUACUCCGGCCAAGGACAAUUCUUCACUGGUUCUACCGAUAACUUGUCAAUCUCGUCUACCGCCUCAUCGGCGUCUAUCAUGCUCCGUAAAAUGGGCAAGGGCGUCAAGAAGGGCACACGCUCGCUUGUUGGCCUCUUUCGUCCGAAAUCGAUGAUUGGUGUCCCUGGUGCCGACGGGCCAGUCAACGAGGCGCCUGCUGCUCAAGUCUCCAUGGUGACGGUGGAGGCCGAGCGUGAAAAGGUCAAUGUGAACGUGAACCCCCAUGAUCAGGUUGGAGGUGGGACUGGCUUUCCCAAGCUCGACCGCAAUUCAGUGGACGCAAAAUUGUCUUUCGACAGUGGUACAGUCUCAAGUGAUACGAGGUCUCGUCGCAGCAUUGUUGGUGGGGAGAGAGAGCGCGCUGAAGUCUUGGCCGCUGUAAAGAAGGGUAUUCUCAAGCGCAAUGAUUCGAACCAGGCGUCACCCAAGAUCAGGGCGUCCGACAACAAAUCUCCAGAUUUCAAUCUUCCACAAAUCCCUCACGUGAACGAUUCACCCAAGUCCAGCGCACCAAGCACCCCGGCUGAUGACCCACCACGUUCGGGUCAUCGACGAACCGAUUCCAUUACCAUUGAGAACAACGACCAUGACGAUUAUUUCACUUCCAUGGCUAGACUCGGAAGUCUUGACUCGAAAACCCCCGCCAUGACACCGGCAAGUCUAUUGAGAAACAUCUCGUUCAGUCCACGAAUUCAGUUCCAUGACACUUGGCCAAGUGCUGAGUAUGAUCGCCGUGGAGAUAUUGCGACCUGCAACCGUCUGACUCCAAUGUUGGCACAGCAGAUUAAAGAGGAGCUGAACACCUUCAAAAUGGAGAUGGAGGUGCACGAGACAUCCAAAGUCUACACACAUUUCUUCUAG